Naumovozyma castellii is the source of this 1188-nucleotide messenger RNA. Its product is annotated as glycerol-3-phosphate dehydrogenase family protein. The transcript has a single exon. Bases 1 to 1188 code for a protein of 395 amino acids. Lineage: Eukaryota; Fungi; Ascomycota; Saccharomycetes; Saccharomycetales; Saccharomycetaceae. The record is from RefSeq and is a predicted model, not a curated record.
AUGGCCGCUACUGAUAGAUUAAACAUUACUUCCGAUAUUUUAAACGCAUCAAUGAAGAGAUCCACCUCAAGCUCUUCCAGUGGUUCAACUAUCUCGUUGGAUCAUCCUUAUAAAGUUACCGUCAUCGGUUCUGGUAACUGGGGUACUACAAUCGCCAAAGUCGUCGCUGAAAACACAAGGAUAAAUCCUCAAUUGUUCGCUGAAGAAGUACAAAUGUGGGUCUUUGAAGAAAAAAUCGACGGUGAAAACUUAACAGAAAUUAUAAAUACACAACAUCAAAAUGUUAAAUAUCUUCCUGAUAUUACAUUACCUGAUAAUUUGGUUGCUAAUCCUGACUUGUUAGACGCUGUUAAGGGUGCUGAUAUCUUAGUUUUCAAUAUUCCUCAUCAAUUUUUAAGAAGAAUUGUAGGUACAUUAAAGGGUCACGUUAGUCUAACUGUAAGAGCCAUUUCUUGUUUGAAAGGGUUCGAAGUUGAUGCUAAGGGUGUACAAUUAUUAUCUACCUAUAUCACCGAUGAAUUGAAUAUUGAAUGUGGUGCUCUUUCAGGGGCUAAUUUGGCUCCAGAAGUCGCCAAGGAACAUUGGUCAGAAACCACAGUUGCAUAUCAUAUUCCAUCAGAUUUCAGAGGUGAAGGUAAAGAUGUGGAUCAUAACAUUUUAAAGGCUUUGUUCCACAGACCAUACUUCCAUGUCUCUGUCAUUGAAGAUGUCGCAGGUAUCUCUAUUGCCGGUGCUCUAAAAAAUGUUGUUGCACUUGGUUGUGGGUUCGUUGAAGGUUUAGGUUGGGGUAAUAAUGCUUCUGCCGCCAUUCAAAGAGUCGGUUUAGGUGAAAUAAUUAAAUUCGGUCAAAUGUUUUUCCCUGAAUCUAGAGUCGAAACUUUCUACCAAGAAUCUGCUGGUGUUGCCGAUUUAAUUACAACAUGUUCAGGUGGUAGAAAUGUUAAAGUGGGUAAAUACAUGGCUAAGACUGGGUUGGAUGCCUUAGAAGCUGAAAAGGAACUAUUGAAUGGUCAAUCAGCUCAAGGUAUUAUAACGUGUAAAGAAGUCCAUGAAUGGUUAGAAACCUGUGGCUUACUUACUGAAUUCCCAUUAUUCGAGGCUGUAUAUCAAAUCGUUUACAACAACCUUCCUAUGAAGAAAAUUCCAGAUAUGAUUGUUGAUUUGGAUGCAUUUGCAAACCUUGAAUGA